Dentiscutata erythropus is the source of this 653-nucleotide messenger RNA. Lineage: Eukaryota; Fungi; Glomeromycota; Glomeromycetes; Diversisporales; Gigasporaceae. The record is from the annotation of a GenBank genome assembly.
AUGCCUAUUUUCUCUUCUCCAUUAAAACUCGAAAUAAUUCGAGUUAUAAAUAUCAUUACGAUUAUACUAGUUUUUUCUGCUCAUGCAUAUUCGGCAGUGUAUUCUAGCAAAGAACGUUACACCUAUUUGACCCUUUCACCAAAUUUUGAAGCAAUAUUUUGGUUUGCUCUAUAUAUCUUUCAAUUCGGUUAUGCUUUAUAUGCUCAAUUUUAUAAUACUCGUCUCAUACACGAUAUUGUUGAAAAUGUUAUUGGCUAUUUAUUUGCUUUUAACAACUUGUUUAUGUUUGGAUGGCUGCUUACUAUCAAUAACUCUUAUUUAUUUAAAAAGAUGACAAGCGUUUCUGAAAUUUUUAUUCUCUUGUUUCUAAUCUCUACGUCGUUAGCUCAUCAUCGGUUAAUACUUAAUUAUGCACCAAAUAAUGACCUCACUCCAACGUGUGUUACUUUUUUCACUCAUGUUCCGUUUUCAAUGCUUUCGGCAUAUUCUUGGUUUGUUCUAUUUCAAAAGGGAUUUAUCGAUUUUAAUUAUGAAAGUGAAUGGCUCGCCGUUAUGUUAAUUUGGAUUAUGGCCUUCAUCGGUUUUGCUUGGUGUUUUAGCGGGGUAUUCAGCAAUGGAAGAAGAGAUUUCAUAUUUAGUGCUACUAUCGCUUG